GGCACACAGGUUUUUGAAAUUACAUCUGCACUGUAAUGAGAAUUUUCACUUUUGUCUCUGAAAACAGAAAUAGUCACUUUUUUUUUAGCACUUUUUACCCUAAACCUUUCUGUUAUUCAGAACCCCCUUUGCUAUGGAGAAGACAUAUUCAUUAACUGCCCAUUAUGACGAGUUCCAGGAAGUGAAAUAUGGCGGUCGCUACAGUAGUGACAUCCUCAGCAACGGGAUGACCCUUCACCUAGGGGGAAGCCUGGAUCGCCAUGUGGGACGAGGAAGAGGAGGGACCUGGUCAAAUAGUAGAAACAGAGAUCUUAGCAGCAACAGCAGCAGCGGCGGCCUUCCUCGGUGGAGCAGGAGAGAAAUCUGCCUCCUCUCAGCUUUGGUUUUUGCUGCAGGCAUGUGUGUCAUCCUGGGAAGCAUGUUGGCAUUCAAGUACAUUUCUCUGGAUGCCCAGCAGGACCCGCAGUGCAGACAGGACUGCCAACGCAAACGCUCCCUUCUGCGGGCAGCUCGCUUUGUUCAGGCCAAUAUUGACCCAACCAUCCAGCCCUGCCAAGACUUCUACUCCUUCGCCUGUGGUGGCUGGUUGAGGCGUCAUGGCAUCCCCGAGGACAAGCUCAGCUAUGGCAUCAUCACAGCUAUAGGAGAACACAAUGAGGAAAAACUACAGCGCCUCCUGCAGGAGCCGAUACGUAGGCAUGGGCCAAACUCGGCAGAACGCAAGGUGAAGGAGUUCUAUCGAUCCUGUGUCAACAUCCAGGAGAUUGACAAACUGGGGUCUGGCCCCAUGAUGGAGGUGAUAAACAGCUGUGGAGGAUGGGACCUGGUGGGGGCUCCUCCUGGUGCUGCUGGGUGGGAGAAGGAGGGUGCCCCACAGAGGCCAGAUUUCAAUGAGCUACUUUACAGGACACAGGGAGUGUACAGCACAGCUGUCUUCUUCUCACUCACUGUCAACGUGGAUGAUAAAAACUCCUCCAGGAAUGCCAUCAGGAUUGAUCAGGAGGGGCUCACACUGCCAGAGAGAAGUCUCUACCUGGAACAGGACGAGGAGAACGUGAAGAUCCUGGCGGCAUACAAGGCCCUGAUGGAGCGCUUGAUGAGCAUGCUGGGAGCUCACAACGCCACACAGAAGUCCAAAGAGAUUAUACAGCUGGAGACACGGCUGGCCAAUAUCACCAUGUCAGAAUACGACGACCAAAGAAAAGACAUCAGCUCCAUGUACAACCGCAUCGCCCUCAAGCAGCUGCAGCGCAUUGCUCCUAGUCUUCACUGGAAACGUUUGCUGGACCGAAUUUUCCAUGACAACUUCUCUGAAGACGAAGAGAUUGUGGUGCUCGCCACUGAUUACAUACAGAAAGUCUCCGACAUCAUCAAGACAACUUCAAAGAGAGUUCUCCAUAACUACAUGUUGUGGCGCAUCGUGGCGGCGCUAAGUGAACACCUGUCCACUGCCUUCCGAAGCACCAUCCAUGAGUUUUCUCGGGAGAUAGACGGCACAGAGCAGCAGCUGGAACUGGGCCGACUCUGCCUGACUCAGGCCAACAAACACUUUGGCAUGGCUCUGGGAGCGCUGUUUGUCCAGAAACACUUUUCUUCUCAGAGCAAAGCCAAGGUACAGGAGCUGGUGGAGGACAUAAAGCAUUCCUUAGAUCUUCGGCUGCAGGAGUUGGACUGGAUGGAUGAGACCACCAAAGAGGCUGCCAGAGCAAAGCUCAAGUACAUGAUGGUAAUGACAGGAUACCCAGACUUCUUGCUCAAACCUGAGCUCAUUGAUCAAGAAUAUGGGUUUGAUGUAAACGAGAAGACCUACUUCAAGAAUAUCCUCAACAGUAUCAAGUUCAACAUCAAGCUGUCUGUCAAGAAAAUACAUGAAGAAGUAGACAAGACAGCGUGGCUUCUCCCCCCGCAGGCUCUUAAUGCCUACUACCUUCCUAACAAGAAUCAAAUGGUAUUUCCUGCUGGUAUCCUUCAGCCUACACUCUACAAUCCUGAAUUUCCACAAUCUUUGAACUAUGGAGGAAUUGGAGCUAUCAUUGGACAUGAGCUAACACAUGGAUAUGAUGACUGGGGGGGCCAGUAUGAUCGUCAUGGCAACCUCAAACAGUGGUGGACUGAGGAGUCUUAUCGCAAGUUCCAGAGGAAGGCUGAAUGCAUCGUCAAGCUCUACGAUAACUUCACUGUGUAUAACCAAAGGGUGAAUGGCCGUCUGACACUAGGGGAGAACAUAGCAGACAUGGGAGGACUGAAGUUAUCUUACUAUGCAUAUCAGAAGUGGGUGAGGGAACAUGGUCCAGAGAGACUCCUGCCCGGCUUAAAGUAUACUCAUGAACAGCUGCUCUUCAUUGCCUUUGCACAGAAAGUGAUGAUGCCACGUAGCAAACCUGCCGAGAGUCGUCCAUCAAAAGUCACGAACCUGUGCGGAAGGCAGGGAAACAUCGAGAAGGCCAACAUCAACCCUGAUGGAGCCGAGCAGAGACAGCAGGAUCUGUUCAUAGAACCACUACAAGCUGCGGAGCUGGACUUCAUGGACGGCUGGCAGAACAAUGACAAACAUCGUUUUAACUCUUAA
Nematolebias whitei (Rio pearlfish) is the source of this 2569-nucleotide messenger RNA. It is a transcript of the gene ecel1, whose product is annotated as endothelin-converting enzyme-like 1. Gene Ontology annotation, cellular component: plasma membrane. NCBI's taxonomy places the organism in Eukaryota, Metazoa, Chordata, Actinopteri, Cyprinodontiformes, Rivulidae. Gene Ontology annotation, biological process: protein processing. The coding region runs from base 134 to 2569 and encodes 811 amino acids. The record is from RefSeq and is a predicted model, not a curated record. The transcript has 16 exons. Gene Ontology annotation, molecular function: metalloendopeptidase activity.